AUGAACGGAGAUUGCUUGAAUUUCAAGAACCCCAUUCGAGACGCCAUUUCCAGGAUCCGGUUUGCUCCGCUCUACAAUAAUCUCCUAAUCUCUUCUUGGGAUUCUAGUCUUCGGUUGUUCAAUGUGGAUAAAUCUGAGCUCAGAUUAGAAGUUCCUACAGAGGCUGCACUUCUUGAUUGUUGUUUCGAGAGCGAUUCGGUGGCCUUAAGUGCUGGCUCUGAUGGUUCUAUCUGCAGGUAUGAUAUGCAUUUAGGAACCAGUGUUACGAUUGGGAAUCAUGACGAUUUAGCAACCUGCGCUGAAUAUUCUGAUGAAACAUGUCUAAUUGUCACUGCUGGUUGGGAUAAAAAGAUAAUGUUUUGGGAUUCACGAGCUACUAGGUCUCUUGGAUGCCUGAAUAAUCUGGAUGUGGAAGUGGAGUCUCUGUCACUCUCUGGGUUCAAUUUGAUGGUUGCUAUCAGGUCAUCAGUAUGUAUUUAUGACUUGCGCAACUACCACAAAUCAGUUCAAGCCAAAGAAUCAUUUAUGGACAUCCAAUUAAAAUGUGUUCGCCCUAUUCAUAAUUUUGAAGGUUUUGUGGUUGGAUCAACAGAUGGAAGGGUUGCUUUGGAGUAUCUUGGCCAAUCCAAGUCAAAGAAUGAAGGAUAUGCCUUUAGAUGCCAUCCAAAGGGGAAGAAUGGAAGACAUCAUUUUGUAGCAGUGAAUGACAUUGCAUUUAGUCCGUCCAAUGGUGGUGUUUUUGUCACUGGUGACAAUGAGGGCUAUGCAACAACUUGGGAUGCUCGUAGCAAGAGACGAUUAGUGGAGUUGCCAAGAUAUCCAAACAGCGUUGCUUCUAUGUCAUACAACCACAAUGGUCAACUUUUAGCUGUUGCAUCAAGUUAUACUUACCAAGAGGCUAAUGAAAGAGAAGAGCCGCCUCAGAUAUUUAUACACGAAACAGAUGAUAUCCACACGAGAUCAGGUUCCACUAGCAGCUCAAAGGGCAACUAUUGA
Messenger RNA from Fraxinus pennsylvanica, 996 nucleotides. The record is from the annotation of a GenBank genome assembly. NCBI's taxonomy places the organism in Eukaryota, Viridiplantae, Streptophyta, Magnoliopsida, Lamiales, Oleaceae.